Messenger RNA from Rhea pennata, 1036 nucleotides. It is a transcript of the gene ACKR2, whose product is annotated as atypical chemokine receptor 2. Gene Ontology annotation, biological process: cell chemotaxis; calcium-mediated signaling; immune response. Gene Ontology annotation, cellular component: membrane; external side of plasma membrane. The record is from RefSeq and is a predicted model, not a curated record. Gene Ontology annotation, molecular function: C-C chemokine receptor activity; scavenger receptor activity; C-C chemokine binding. NCBI's taxonomy places the organism in Eukaryota, Metazoa, Chordata, Aves, Rheiformes, Rheidae. The transcript is spliced from 4 exons. Bases 1 to 948 code for a protein of 315 amino acids.
AUGGCCAUCAUCACGGACUCAGUGAAGGACUCUUUGAAUGGGAACCAGAUUCAUCAGAUGCAGGAGAGGGAACGAGCAACACCUAUGGCUGCUGCUGGAAAUACAAAAGCUGCUUUCAGCUUCUCGCCAAACACGAUCUCAGAAGGCAGCCACUUGUCAAAUAUGGCUUCAGAGGUGACAACACCCAUGGCAACCUUGCUGGAUACCAGAGAUCAUCCUGCCGAUUCGAGUGACUACUCUUAUGAAUACAUGGAAGAGGCAGAUUACAUGCUAUAUGGCCUUUGCACGAAGGAAGAAGUGCUCUCAUUUAGCAGAAUAUUCUUGCCAGCAUUUUACACUGUGAUUUUCCUGGUCGGGUUGGCUGGGAAUGCCCUCUUGCUUACUGUCCUGAUUAUGUACAUCAAGAAGAAAAAGAAGAUGACUGAAGUGUAUCUGCUGAACCUGGUGGUUUCAGACUUCCUUCUCCUAAUAACCCUUCCUUUUUGGGCCCUAUACAUUUCUCAGUGGGUGACCUGGGACCUGUUGUGCCCACUCUUAAACACCAUGUACACUCUGAAUUUCUACAGUGGGGUCUUUUUUGUGAGCUGCAUGAGUCUGGACAUGUACCUGCAGAUAGUCCAUACUUGUUCUCCUCGUAACUCAAUGAUGCAGAGGAAGUCCAUCCUUAUCUUGUCAGUGGUUUGGAUCCUUUCCGUACUUCUCUCUAUUCCUGAUGGCAUCUUCACAAACAUCAAGCAAAUCCACAACAAAACUGUCAUGUGCACUCAUGAUUAUGGUCAGAAACACUUAUUUUGGAAAGUUGUUUUCCAGGCCAUUCAAAACAUCCUGGGCUUUCUUGUUCCGUUCCUCUUCAUGGUGUUCUCCUAUUCCCGUGUAGCGUGUGUCCUCACCACUUCUCCCAUCGCUGGAUCAAGAAGAGCACUCUGCUUAGUCUUUACUCUGGUUUAAGCUUGCAACGUGAGACUCCUAGUUAUCUCCUAGUGAUCUAGUUGUAAGCUCCCUUUACACCAUGGAUCUAGUCGAUGCAGCCAGUGGA